GGACCCGUCAACCGUGUAACCGGGACCAUCGUAAACAUAACCUCGUCGUCCGAGCAGUCGACCAAAAAAUGACAGUCGCGUUUUCAUUACUAAAAUUGCAGUGACUUUAAUUGCAACUUACCAUAUAAACUACUUUAAAUAUACAUUAUGCUACUGAAACUUUGUAAGCAAUCCUCACACAGCGUCGUGAAAAAUAUCAACCGCUGCACAUCGCAACCUAACCUGAACGACCUAUUAUCAGAUAUUCCCCAUCAACAAAACAACGUUAUUCUUUCAUUUUUAAGAACCUUUAGGACUUCUAAACAUGCCUCGGCGUUACCGCCAAAUAGUGUAAUGAAUGUUUUCGAUAGAAAAGCAAAAUUACUUCAAAGAGAACGUGCAGCCAAGAUGCCGAAACCAGAAACAUACGACUAUCUCAAAGACGAAAUUGGUUAUAGGCUGGCUGACAAAAUAUUUGAUGUGAAAAGAAAGUUUAAAAAAGCCCUCGACUUAGGUUGCGGAAGAGGACAUGUUGCUAAACAUAUUGUCAGCGAUUCUGUAGAGGAAUUAAUAUUGUCUGACAUGAGUCCGAGUUUUUUAGAACAAGCCAAGACAACAGAUGAAGCAAUUAAAGUGCACAAGCAAGUUAUGGAUGAGGAAACAUUUUCAAUGGACCCUAAUAGUUUGGACUUAGUUUACAGUUGUCUGAGUCUGCACUGGGUUAACGAUCUUCCUGGAUGCUUUAGCCGUAUAAUUAAUUGUUUGAAACCAGACGGAGUUUUUCUAGGAGCGAUCUUUGGAGGCGAUACACUUUACGAACUAAGGGGGUCUUUACAACUAGCAGAAAUGGAACGAGAAGGAGGCGUCGCUCCUCAUGUAUCACCUUUUGCAGCGAUUAGAGACGUAGGAAGUCUGCUAAAUAGAGCAGGAUUUACUUUGUUAACAAUAGACACCGAUGAGAUUGUUGUUGGUUAUCCAACCAUGUUUGAGCUCAUGUGGGAUUUAAAAGGGAUGGCAGAAAAUAACGCUGCGAGAAACCGAAAGGGACAUCUACAACGAGAUACAAUGCUAGCUGCCGCGGCAAUUUACAACCAAUUAUAUGGCAAAACCAAAGAGGAUGGCUCUAAGUACGUUCCUGCUACUUUUCAAAUAAUUUACAUGAUAGGUUGGAAGCCGGAUCCGUCGCAGCCAAAACCAUUGCCAAGAGGAAGUGGCGAAGUGUCUUUAAAAGAUAUCGACAAACUCAGCCAAAUUUUAAAAGAAACGAAAGAAAUCAAAUUAGGAGGUGACGACAAAUAACAGCGGAUUUUUUUAUUAAUAAUUGAUGUAAAUAUUGUAUAGAAUAUAAAAUAUAAUUUAUUUCAUAGUAAA
Molecule: messenger RNA, 1350 nt
Organism: Belonocnema kinseyi
Lineage: Eukaryota; Metazoa; Arthropoda; Insecta; Hymenoptera; Cynipidae
Product: arginine-hydroxylase NDUFAF5, mitochondrial
Exons: 3
Coding region: 148-1278 (376 amino acids)
Biological process (GO): mitochondrial respiratory chain complex I assembly
Cellular component (GO): mitochondrion
Molecular function (GO): S-adenosylmethionine-dependent methyltransferase activity
Source: RefSeq, a predicted model, not a curated record